AUGCGACUCCCAGUCGAACUGGAGCCGGAGUACAGCGAAGGAUUCACUUGUGAUAGCUGUGGAGAAGAAGUGAUGAAGGGUCCAUUCUAUCAUCAAGAGCAAAGUGGCACUGACUUUUGUAUUUCCUGUGGAAAUGAAAAGGGGCUAACACCAUUUAAUGGACUCAUUGCUUCUCUUUUUUUCGCUGAGAAUGAGACACUUUUACUGGAUUCAGAAACGCAUAGCGUCGCUCUCUUUGGAUUUAAAAUAGAUUCAAGCACAUACGGCUUCUUUUUCGAUGAUAAAUCGAAUCUUAUCUUUAGAACGGCCUUGGAUGGCUCCUUAUCUGAAGUUUUGUACAUCACAAACAAUAGCGACACUAUUGUGAAGACAAGUUUAGGAAUUCAAGCAUGGAAAUCCCGAUAUUCAUGGGUUGAUUUGGAUAUAACUCACAAUUUACCCAUCGAGACCAUGCUUCAUCCAUCACCGCAAGAGACAACCCCCUUUGGAGACCUGUUUAUCAGUGACUUUUCAGCAACAGAAAACAGUUUUUCACUAACUUUAGGCGAUGGUUGGGAGCAGUCCUUCAACGUGGGUGGAGGAACUGAAAUAGUUCGCAACCAUAAUCACACAGUUAUGUUCAUUGUGAACUUCUCUCCCUCGACAGGCUAA
Molecule: messenger RNA, 651 nt
Organism: Phytomonas sp. EM1
Lineage: Eukaryota; Euglenozoa; Kinetoplastea; Trypanosomatida; Trypanosomatidae
Source: the annotation of a GenBank genome assembly